Messenger RNA from Nematolebias whitei (Rio pearlfish), 2094 nucleotides. RefSeq names its product adaptor related protein complex 1 subunit mu 1 (gene ap1m1). The record is from RefSeq and is a predicted model, not a curated record. Gene Ontology annotation, cellular component: clathrin adaptor complex; clathrin-coated vesicle. Gene Ontology annotation, molecular function: clathrin-cargo adaptor activity. The transcript is spliced from 12 exons. Gene Ontology annotation, biological process: vesicle-mediated transport; intracellular protein transport. The coding region runs from base 148 to 1419 and encodes 423 amino acids. NCBI's taxonomy places the organism in Eukaryota, Metazoa, Chordata, Actinopteri, Cyprinodontiformes, Rivulidae.
CACGUUCGAGAUACCGAGAAAACGAUAACUUCCUUUUCGGGAUUAUGAAUGGAAAAGCUGAUAUUUUAUGUGUCCCGUAAACCUCAGAUUAUAAAAUAUUAUCCGAGAGGUUUUUUUAAAACGAGCUAAGUUAUAAAGUAGUUCAAGAUGUCUGCUAGCGCUGUGUAUGUCCUGGAUUUAAAAGGAAAGGUCCUGGUGUGCCGAAAUUAUCGGGGAGAUGUGGACAUGUCCGAGAUUGAGCACUUCAUGUCCCUUCUGAUGGACAAAGAGGAGGAGGGGACGCUCUCUCCAAUCCUGGCUCACGGCGGAGUCCGUUUUAUGUGGAUCAAACACAAUAAUCUUUACUUGGUUGCAACAUCCAAGAAAAAUGCCAGUGUCUCACUGGUUUUCUCCUUCUUGUAUAAAAUUGUCCAGGUGUUUUCGGAGUAUUUCAAAGAGCUGGAGGAAGAGAGCAUUAGAGAUAACUUUGUCAUCAUAUACGAGCUGAUGGAUGAGCUGAUGGACUUUGGUUACCCUCAAACCACCGACAGCAAGAUUCUGCAAGAAUACAUAACCCAGGAGGGGCACAAGCUAGACACCGGUGCCCCACGACCCCCCGCCACAGUCACUAAUGCCGUCUCCUGGAGGUCAGAGGGUAUCAAGUACAGGAAGAAUGAGGUCUUCCUGGACGUCAUUGAGUCAGUCAACCUUCUGGUUAGUGCCAAUGGGAAUGUCUUGCGUAGUGAGAUUGUUGGCUCCAUUAAGAUGCGUGUUUUCCUGUCUGGGAUGCCAGAGUUGCGUCUGGGUCUAAAUGACAAAGUUCUGUUCGAAAACACGGGACGAGGGAAGAGUAAAUCAGUUGAGCUGGAAGACGUCAAGUUUCAUCAAUGUGUCCGCCUGUCUCGCUUCGAGAACGACCGAACCAUCUCCUUCAUUCCUCCAGAUGGAGAGUUUGAGCUGAUGUCUUACCGCCUAAACACUCAUGUGAAGCCCUUGAUCUGGAUCGAGUCCGUCAUUGAGAAGCACUCUCACAGUCGGAUCGAGUACAUGAUUAAGGCAAAGAGCCAGUUCAAGAGGCGCUCCACAGCCAACAACGUGGAGAUUCACAUUCCUGUGCCAACGGAUGCUGACUCACCCAAAUUCAAGACCACAGUGGGCAGCGUGAAGUGGGUGCCAGAGAACAGUGAGAUCGUCUGGUCAAUCAAGUCUUUCCCCGGAGGAAAGGAGUAUUUGAUGCGAGCUCACUUUGGUCUCCCGAGCGUAGAGGCUGAGGACAAAGAGGGGAAGCCACCAAUCAGUGUCAAGUUUGAGAUCCCGUAUUUCACCACCUCAGGGAUCCAGGUGCGUUACCUGAAGAUCAUUGAGAAGAGUGGAUACCAGGCCCUGCCAUGGGUGCGCUACAUCACCCAAAAUGGAGAUUACCAGCUCCGGACCCAGUAGGCCGCGCCUCGGCAGGUGGACAUCAAGGCGGGGUUGAGUCGAGCCGCUAAUGUGCUGUCAAUGGCAGGUGGCAGUCAGGAGCGCAGAGGACUGUCAGUAUUUACUUUUGUCGUUUAGUUCUGUAUUUGUUAAAGCUCUGUCCAUUCAUGAUCAAUGCAAGUGUUUAGAUGGAGGCUUCAGUAGGUCAAUGGUUGAAGAAAAAUGAAUGAUGUAGACCAAGAAAAGCAGGAGUAACGUUUACAACCACUUUCACACAGCAGAGGUGUUCACAAUCUAUCCCUGUGGGUCAGAUAGACUGAAUGAAUGUUACGUUUCUCAUUUAAAGUUACUGUAAUCACAUGCACACAGGUCAGCAACACUCACUCACUCACUCACUCACAGUAUGUUUUUUGUAUGAAGCUGCCAUGAUUCCUGUUUGCUGAUUAUCUGUAUAUAUUUGCUAAACGAAUUAAAUUCAGUGUUAUCAGUUAAACAACUGUAAAUCAAAACAUUUUUCUUUUUGUAUUAUUACCUCCAUAUGAUGCCAUCGACACAUGCCAAAGCAUCGCCUUCGUGCUUGGUCGUUGUGCUUUUUGGGGGGUUUAUUUGACUCAGCGUUCAGCUUCGCAAAAAAAAAAAAAAUCCAACAGUUGAAGCUGCACUGAAAUCACCCCGACGUCUGCUUUUCUUUUCUCU